AUGGCAACUGAAGCUCCACAAAACAUGAUCCUUCGUGUCAUCGAGGCGGAACGUGUGAGAAAACUAAAACUCAGCUCCCGUCCAGCCUCUGUUGAUGCACUGAUUGAGAUUUUAAAAGAACAGCUGGAACUGGACUGUGACUUAAGUUUGAAGUACGAAGAUCCAGACUUUGAUGGAAAACUCACUUGCCUUGUUGACAUUGAGGAGUUGCCACAAAAAGCCUGUGUUCAUAUUUCACUUACACGGGAUUCCAGUUCUCUUGCAUCUACUGAUACCCUUUCAAAUGUGUCAUCCCCAGAACGUCUCAGUAGAUGGCCUCCAGGUCCAUUUCAGAUUCCCACAUUUGCAUUUGACGUUGAGCUGACACUUAGAGACGGGAAUGCUGAAUUUGAAAAGAAUGAAAAACCUCUACAGUUGUCAAGGGACCAAAAGCACAAUAUUUUAGACAAACUGGCAUCUACCAUAUAUGGUUUCAAGGCCUACCCCAGUGAUAAGGAGAUAGCAAUGGUGGCUGAAGCUCUUGUGAGGAAACAUCCCUGUUUAAAAGAAGCAGGGUCCGACAUUGGAUGGAAUGGCUGGAAGAACAGCAUCAAAUUUAAAAUGGGAAAUUACAGGACCAAGAUGAGAAGAGCUGGAUGUCAGGAGGUCACUGUAAAUGCUGGGAAAAGAAGCCGAAAAAACCCUGAAAAUGAACCUUCACACUCCAACAUAAAAAGACCGAAGCGUGCAGAGGUCAACUUUCUGCCCAACUUUCCUCAAGGAGAGGAUCCCUCAAGUCUUGACCUUGUGUGGCAGGCUAUUGUUGAGGAAGUAAAGAAGACUGAGAGAAACCUGCCUCUUAUCAGUCAGAUGAUGCAGACCACAUUUGCCUUGCGACGUCAGACCAUUGUUAUGUCAUGCCCUCCAGUCAAAGAGCUCAUGGACCUCUGGCCUGCGCUUCAAAUGCAGUCUGAGGUGUAUGCAGAGUUCCAAAGGAUAACAAACCAGAACCUUCCAAACACUUUCUAUGCCCAACUUGAUCGCCACACUCCUCGCUUGAUGGCCUUAUUUAGGCAGAAAGCUUCUAAAACUGGAAAGAUGGCUGACGCCUUGGCUGAAAUCUUCAGCGUCCAUGAUGCACAGGAUGAUAUGGAUAUGGAUGAACCAGACCUGGGGGAUGUGCCAGUGGCCCUCCUGACUACCGUCAGUGACGAUGUCCCAAGUCCAGUUCACUACAACCCAGUGAGAGUGUCCGUCAUCCUUGAGGGUGAUGUAGUUUUGAACCUUCCCAGGCUUGGUGAUGCCUUCGUGGUCAUGUUUGGCCUCAUAUACGCACUACAUCUCAGCUAUCCUAAGGGACUCACCAACACUUUUGAGUUCACACAGAAGAUCUUGCAUGGUCUUGAUGACUGUAAGCUGUCACCCAAGCUGCAGAGUCUUAAAAAUGACCUGAUGUUAUAUGUGUAA
Seriola aureovittata is the source of this 1446-nucleotide messenger RNA. Its product is annotated as sterile alpha motif domain-containing protein 3-like. The record is from RefSeq and is a predicted model, not a curated record. The coding region runs from base 1 to 1446 and encodes 481 amino acids. The transcript has 3 exons. Lineage: Eukaryota; Metazoa; Chordata; Actinopteri; Carangiformes; Carangidae.